Messenger RNA from Falco peregrinus (peregrine falcon), 6259 nucleotides. It is a transcript of the gene KIF9, whose product is annotated as kinesin family member 9. Lineage: Eukaryota; Metazoa; Chordata; Aves; Falconiformes; Falconidae. The coding region runs from base 213 to 2645 and encodes 810 amino acids. Gene Ontology annotation, cellular component: microtubule; kinesin complex. The record is from RefSeq and is a predicted model, not a curated record. Gene Ontology annotation, molecular function: ATP binding; microtubule motor activity; microtubule binding. The transcript is spliced from 22 exons. Gene Ontology annotation, biological process: microtubule-based movement.
CCGGAAGAGGCGGGUGCCAUGGAAACGGCGUACACAUCCCCGGGGCUUCUCCUCGCCCGGGCCCUGCUGAGGCGGGGGCGCAGAUUGUUUAUUUGAAGACUGUCCCCGAUACUGAAGAGAUUAUGGUCACAGUAACCUUGCAUCAUUUUGGAUUCUACAGCAGGCAUUGUGUUGGCAUCGCUGUAGUAGUCUAGGAAAAGGACAAGGCACCCAUGGUACCUUUAUCAGUUAGGAUGGAUGCAGUAGAAAAGAGAGUCCAUGCAUUUGUGCGGGUCAAGCCAACAGCCGAAUUUGCUCAAGAUAUGAUCAAGUUUGGGCCAGACAACAAGAGCAUAGCUAUAUACAUCAAAAAAGAUGCCAAGAAAGGAGUUGUGAAUAACAGGCAGACUGACUGGGCCUUUAGACUGGACGGUGUCCUUCACAAUACCUCCCAGGAACUGGCAUAUGAGACUGUGGCUAAGAAAGUGGUGUCUGAAGCUUUAGUUGGCUAUAACGGCACGAUAAUGUGCUAUGGACAAACGGGGGCUGGUAAAACUUACACAAUGACGGGAGCAACUGCUGAGUAUGAGCAUCGAGGAAUCAUACCCCGAGCUAUACAGCAGGUCUUCAAAGCGACUGCACAUUCUGUUGAUCCAUUCAAGGUCCGAAUAUCCUACCUGGAAAUCUACAAUGAGACCUUGUUUGACCUUCUGUCCACGAUGACAAGCAGUGGGACCAGUGACAUGCAGAUGGCUGUAGUGGAUUGCCCACAGGGUGUUUAUGUGAAGGGCUUAUCUAUACAUUCGGUUAGCCAUGAGGAAGAUGCUCUAAAUCUCUUUUUUGAGGGCGAGACCAACAGAGUGAUAGCAGAGCACACACUGAAUAAGAACUCAUCCAGAUCUCAUUGCAUCUUUACUAUUUAUAUUGAGUCUCGUUUCAGACUUUUCUCAGAUGUCAAAUGUGUGAACUCGAAGAUCAAUUUAAUAGAUCUGGCAGGCUCAGAGAGACUGAGCAAGACUGGAUCUGAAGGACAGGUUCUGAAAGAAGCCACCUAUAUCAACAAGUCUCUGUCAUUCCUUGAGCAAAUCGUCAUUGCCCUGGCUGAUCCCAAGAGGGACCACAUUCCCUUCCGGCAGAGCAAGCUCACACACGUUCUCAAGGACUCACUGGGGGGAAACUGCAAUACUGUCCUAGUGGCAAAUAUCUGUGGGGAAGCUGUGCAUGUGGAGGAGACUUUGUCUUCUCUUCGUUUUGCUACCAGAAUGAAAUGGAUCACAACAGAGCCAGUCCUCAAUGAGACCUGUGACCGAGAGGGGACAGUGAAGGCUUUGGAGAAGGAGAUUAUUCUUCUGAAGCAGGAACUGGCCAUGCAUGACAGCUUGGCAAAUCAUUCUUUGGUGAGUUACGACCCUCUGACUGACAUCCAGAUAGCAGAGAUUAAGUCUCAAGUCCAUAAAUACCUAAAAGGAGCCACUGAUGAAAUUGAUAUAGUGAACAUCAGGCAAGUCCAGGAGGUAUUUAAGCAGUUCAAACUGGUCGUAAGUCAACAGGAGCAUGAUGUGGAGGCCAGAUUACGAAGCAAGUAUGUUCUGAUAGACAAAAAUGACUUUGCUGCUGUUGCUGCUGCUCAUAAGGCAGGUGUGGUUGAUGUGGAUGGCCAUUUGGUGCAGGAAGAGUAUGGACAGACUUUUGGGACUAGAAUUUCUCCUUUUUCAUCCAGACAUGGUGGGAAGAAGAAAUCCAGGAAAAGCAAUGAGCAGCCCAAGAAGGAAGGAGCCGGGAGCUGUCUUUCUGGGAGAGAUCAGGAUAUUUAUUUACCAUCAAAAAGCCAGGUAGUAAUUUCUGCCGAGGACCUGGAUGUGAAAGAGGGAGCAAGGAACCAGGAUACAGCAAAUGUUGAUGCAGAGCUCUCAAAGCCACCUCCCAUGGAGGAUUCCCAGCAGCCCAGCUCCCCUCCACCCAAGCCAGUGGCAUUUGAGCAGUUCAAGGAGGAGUGUGGAAGUGAGAUCAACCGGAUCUUUAAAGAGAACAAAAGCAUCCUCCUUGCCAGGAAGAAGAGAAGCAGUACAGUAGCGCAGAGGAUCAACUUCAUCAAGCAUGAGAUGGAGGGCAUCAAAAAGGCUCUGGAGGCUCAGAAGCAGGAGCGGUGGCAGCAGGGAGAGUACGUUGACGAGAAAGGACAGAUCAUAAUUGAUGAGAAGGAGUUUUCACUCAUCAUGAAACUGAAAGACCUGAAGGAAGAGUAUAGGUCUGGUUAUGCUGAACUGCAGGACCUGAAGGCAGAAAUCCAGUACUGCCAGCAUCUGGUGGACCAGUGCCGGAACAAACUUGUCUCAGAGUUCGAGAUCUGGUACAACGAGUCCUUCCUUAUUCCCAAGGAUGUGCAGGAAGCUCUGAAGCCAGGUGGCAACAUCAGACCUGGAAUGAUUCUCAUAAACAGAGUCAUGUGCCUGGAGGAAGAUGAGCAGGAGAGGUUCGAGCGCAUGCAGGAGAGAACGCUACCAGACUGCCCAGCUUCAGUCUCAUUCUACAAGGCAAAAAUGAGGAUGGAUCAAAAGCACACAUACACCAGAGCCAUGUCAUCCCUCGAGCAAAUGCGCAAGAAACCCGGGCUCAUCACAGCUGCUGGGAAGAAUAAACCCCUGUCAUUUCUGCACGUCACAUAGCAGAUUUGGGCUCAGCCUGGAACCCAGCAUUCAAUAACCAACCUUGGAAAGUGCCUCGCAUUCAUGUCCACAACAGAUUUCUCAAAAUAAACAGUAGGAAAAAAACCAAAACGCACCCAACUUUUGUGCAGCUACACUGACAGUUAUUGGUAAUCAGACCCUCUGUUUAGACAGGAAGCAAGCCAGGGAGUUCAAAUGGCAAUGCUUGUUUUUCUGAGUGUCUCUGGAAAAUGCAGUGUCACGACAGAGAGGUGUGCUGUGGACAACCCAGGCUGCUUCUUCGUCCCUCCUCCCCAGUGCCGGAGGCAAGAGCCUCCUGGGCUUGCUACUGACAGAGUGUCAAGUCAUGUCUUUGCUAGUUUGAUGCUCUCAGGGUGGAUCCUGAGAAGCCAAGUCUGGGUGAGAGCAAGUCCUCCCUUGGAUGGAAGCAGCCCUGGGGCGUUUGCCCUCCUGGACAGAGGAAGGGGCUGCAGGGGUGCACACAACAGAGAAGUGUUUAUCACCUGUCUGGCGUUAGAUGAGGCAGCGUUGAUUUAUGGCAGCCUCCCCACCCCAGCGCAGCAGGAAUAGGGCAGCGUUUGCCCACUGCUUUCCAGGAAGGUGAUUCAAAUCCAGGGUGAGACUGUGGGCCCAGCACCUGGAAAGCUCCCGAGGAUACCGUGCUGCUUCACCAGGCUGUUGUUACCUUCACCCCCCGAGCAGAGCAUGCUGAAGGCCUGCUGGAAGUCCUCCUCCUCUUCCUCUAGUACCAGGGAGGUGUGGGGCAGACUCCAGCUUGGCACAUGCCACGGAAGGCUGCAUAGCAACCAUCGGGCCAAGAGGGUCCCAUCUCCUCCUGCUGCAGAUGGUUCACGGCCACACCAGUCCUGCCAGGGCAGCGCUGGGGCUUUUCCCGUGAUUUACCUGAAAUGUCGAGAGAUGUGAGAUCUCACAGGGCUCCCUCAACACCCAGCUUGCCCAGGGCGCAGGGCGAGUCGCACGCAUGAGCUGGCUGUGUCACUGGGUGCUGUGAUGCCUGGGUGCCACGAUGUCUGGAUCCACCUGGAGAAGGUAAUGAAACAACAAAAAUUAAUUUAAUACCCACCUGGAUAAUGACAGCAGCACGCACCCUCUCGGGCAGCUCUGGUGAUGGCAGGCAGCACUUCCUCAGGCCUCACGCACCAUCAGCGUUGGCUCGCCUGCUGCUCCUCUCAGUGCCUGUACUACAGCUGUGGCUCUGAGGAGCGAUGUGUGGAUGUGGGCCCGUAUAUAUGUAUGUAUAUAUGUGCUGGUCAAGCUGCAGGCUUGGCUUAAAGGGGCUCUGGGGUCCAGGUCCUCCUCGGAGUUCCUGUUUUUUCUCUCUGCAAGGAAUAAAAGUGUCAGCCACAAUUUUUAUAUCUACUACACGUUUGGGGCAGCUCUCGGUGCUUGCCCUCUGCCACUGCAGCCAGCGGGUGCCACUCGCUGGAGCAGCGAACGCGCAGGGUCCAAUCUGUGUUUGGAGCUGCUGCAGGCAGGAAUCGCUUCUUUAUCCCUCUGGGAGGUUGUGGAGCCCCGAGAGCUUCGAAAUUAUUUGGGGAGCUGUAAGAAUAAUACUGAAAGCCCCAAAAUGUAGCACCUGUGCUCUGCGGCUGCCAGGAACACCCUGGCCGAUGCCUGGCAAAUCACUAGGAUUGCUGGAAAACCUGCUGGCAUGUCACUGGAGUUACUGGAAAACCUGCGGGCACUUAGUUGGAGCUUUACGGGGUAAUGCUGGCUGGGCCCCGCCGAGGGAGGGGAUGGGGGACAAACAGCCCCCACUGCCAAAACUGGCACUAGCCAUGGCAGUAGCAUCCCUGAAUUCAAGCAUCCCAGGUUGGAGGUUUUCCACAUGCCAUCCCCAUUUACGUGGAAUGCUGGGAAAAUUAAUUAGUCCAAGCUGUUCAGUUUGAUUUAAUUUGUUGCAGCUCACUUCUGUUACUGUAACGGCACCUGCUGCCCAGAAGUGCUGUGGGCAACAGCCUAGAAACCACCUUUUCUUUGUGAUUAUCAAUUCCCAAAGGCUUAAAAAGCUGCUGAAGUUCAACCCAGGCUGAAUUUCCCAAGGAAACGCUUCCACAGGAACUGAGCUAAGCCUUCCCCUGUACUUCCACAUGGGUGCUGCUCGGCAGUGGGUCGCGGUGGUCCCUGUGGCCCUGCUGCCUGCGCCGUGGUCCCAGACCUGGCAAAAAUAGGCAAGAAAACUCAACCUUGGGUGCUGCAAGUGUGGUUUUGAGGCUCCUGUGGGAGCGGGUGUGUGUCCGGGGUGCUCCAUCCAUGCCUCAUCGGUGGGGCUCACCCUCGGCUGGGAAGCCAGUGAAAUAAAACAGUCGGUGAAGGGACCAGGGCAGUUUUGAGUGAUUUUUUGGUGUUUCUCUCCCAAACGCGGCUGGGCGCUGGCACGGCCUGGGGACAGGCACCGCCCUGGGGUGCAGAGACCCUUGGAGCAGGGGAGCGGGGUGGGCACGGGACAGCAGGGCUGUGCCAGGUGGGAUCCGGGGGCAGAUCCCAGGGCUGUCCUGAGGUGCCACUGACCUGGGAGUGAUCCUGGGGUGCUAGUGAUCCUGGGGUACCAGGAAUCCCACAGGUGUUGGUGUCCUGUGGUGCCAGUGUCUAGGGGUGUGGGUGAUCCCACGGGUGAUCCCAGAGGUUUGGGUGAUCCUGGGGAUCAUCCCGGGGGUGAUGUUGGGUGAUCCCAGGGUGCUUAUGUUCUGGGUUUCAGGUGAUCCUGAGGUGCUGGUGCCCCAGGGUAUGGGAAAUCCUCGGGUUGUUGGUGAUACCAGAAUCCCAGGGUGCUGGUGUCCUGAGCGGGAACCUGGUGAUCCCUUGCUUGAUCCUGGUGAUCCUGGUGAGAUCUUGGUGUGGUCCCAGUGAUCCCAGGGGUGAUUCCGAGGAGAUCCCAGUGGCCCUGUGGGCUGAUCCCGGGGGUGAUCCUGAAGAGAUCGCAGAAGUCUCAUGAGCUGAUCCUGGGGGGGAUUCCAAGGAGAUCUUGGCACCCUGUGGUUGAUCCAGGAGCUGAUCCCGAGGAGAUCCCAGUGGCCUUGUAGGCUGAUCCCAGGGGUGAUCCCGAGGAGAUCCCAGCAGUCUCAUGAGCUGACCCUGGGGGUGAUCCCGAGGAGACAGACUCCGGCGGCCCUGUGGGCCGAUCCCGGGGGUGAUCCCGGCGACCCCGCGGGCUAAUCCCGGUGCGCGGUGUGGGCCCCGCCGGCGAUCCCGCGGCCGAUCCCCCCCGGCCCGAUCGCGGGGGGCUCCCGCGGCCGGCGCCGGUCGGGGGGAGCGGAGCGGAGCGGAGCGGCGGCGGGCUGGGAGCGGCGGCGCGGCGGCGCGGCGGGGAGGAGCCGUGCGGCCGGGGCGGACUCGGCGGUGGGCGGCGGGCGGCGGGCAGGGCAGGGCAGGGCACGGCGCGGAUGGCGGGGCCCCGCCGGCGGCCGCUGCAGCGCGGGGCCCGCCGGAGGAUGUGAGGCGGCGGCGGCGGAGCCGAGCCCCCGCCGGGCUCGGAGGGCGGAGAGGGGCCUCCCCCGCGGCCCGGCCCGCCCGAGGGGCCGCGCCGGCCCCCGACAGCGCCCGCCCGACCAUGGGGGACUUCUACGACCCGGAGCACCCCACCCCGGAGUAAG